CUGGCGCAGAAGUACGACGCGCAGAGCGAGCGGGAGCUCCGCGCCUGGAUCGAGGGCGUCACCGGGCGCCGCAUCGGGGACAACUUCAUGGAGGGGCUCAAGGACGGCGUCAUCCUCUGCGAGUACGGCGUSACCCCUGACCCCCUCGAGAACAUCGGCAACUUCCUCAAGGGCAUCCGGCGCUACGGGGUGAAGGCCCACGACAUCUUCGAGGCCAACGACCUCUUCGAGAACACCAACCACACGCAGGUGCAGUCCACGCUCAUGGCGCUCGCCAGCCAGGCCAAGACCAAGGGCAACAACGUGGGGCUGGGGGUCAAGUACGCGGAGAAGCAGCAGCGGCGCUUCCAGCCCGAGAAGCUGCGCGAGGGCCGCAGCAUCAUCGGCCUGCAGCCACCAUGA
This is a messenger RNA of Nothoprocta perdicaria, 402 nucleotides long. It is a transcript of the gene CNN1, whose product is annotated as calponin 1. Lineage: Eukaryota; Metazoa; Chordata; Aves; Tinamiformes; Tinamidae. The transcript has 4 exons. The annotation marks the transcript as partial. The record is from RefSeq and is a predicted model, not a curated record. Gene Ontology annotation, molecular function: protein binding.